Molecule: messenger RNA, 2380 nt
Organism: Daphnia pulicaria
Lineage: Eukaryota; Metazoa; Arthropoda; Branchiopoda; Diplostraca; Daphniidae
Gene: ari-1
Product: E3 ubiquitin-protein ligase arih1l-like
Exons: 9
Coding region: 464-1987 (507 amino acids)
Biological process (GO): ubiquitin-dependent protein catabolic process; positive regulation of proteasomal ubiquitin-dependent protein catabolic process; protein polyubiquitination
Cellular component (GO): nucleus; cytoplasm; ubiquitin ligase complex
Molecular function (GO): ubiquitin conjugating enzyme binding; ubiquitin protein ligase activity; zinc ion binding
Source: RefSeq, a predicted model, not a curated record
GUAAAACAUGUCCGACAGUAUUACAUAUUAGUAAUAUUGUUAGGGCAGUCGACCUCUAGAAGGUUUUCUCAAGUCGAAAUAAUUAAUUAGGCAAUUUUUUUUACUUGAAUUAUAACCUCUGGAAAAUAGUGCCAGACAAAGAAAGGAAAAAAGAAUUUUAUUUACACUUGAAACCCGGAAUAGCGAUACACACAAAAGACCAAAAGAGAUUGAGAAACGUCCUUGGCCAUUCGCGUUUGACGGCCUUUUUUUUUUCUCUCUUUCAAUUGCAGCUCUUUGGGGAUUUUACACCACAGACAAGAGAAUCGUUCUCUUCUAUAUUCCUUUCCAAUUUUCCAACCAAAUCAGUUGUUCUUCAGCUGAUGAGAUCCAAUUGCAGUGUCUUAGUGGAACAGAUUUGCUGGUGUACUAACAUACACCAAGUGCUUAUCAACGUUCAUUGUUUCGUAAAAGCAGAUACAUCAUGGAUUCUGAUGAGGAAAUAAUGUACGAUGAUUAUGAUGAUUCUGGUAACGAGUCCAGUGGCGAUGAUGAUGUUGAGUUUGCAAUGGUAGAAGAACCCAAUAAUCCCAAAGACAGGCAAGAACUCGAUGAAUAUCCAUACGAAGUUCUGACCACUGAACAAAUUCUUCAGCACAUGAAUGAGUGUAUGAAAGAAGUUAACAUAGUUGUUGAGAUGCCCUCCACUGUUAUUCGAAUGUUGCUUAACCAUUUUCGUUGGGAUAAAGAGAAACUAAUGGAGAGAUACUAUGAUGGAGAUCCAGAAAAACUUUUUACAGAAGCUCAUGUUGCAAGUCCAUUUGCCAAAGCUGCAGUUCCAGCUAAAGUUGCCAAGAAAGAUCAGCGCCGUGCAGGUCCAAGUGUCGAAGAGUGUGAGAUUUGUUUAUCAACCUUACCUUCGUCUGUGAUGUCUGGAUUGGAGUGUGGGCACCGGUUUUGCGUCUCGUGCUGGGCCGAAUAUCUCACCACUAAGAUCAUGUCAGAAGGUAUCGGCCAAACUAUAUCGUGUGCCGCUCACAAUUGUGAAAUUCUUAUUGAUGAUGCCACUGUCAUGAAACUCGUACCUGACGCCAAAGUACGACUCAAGUAUCAACAUCUCAUCACCAAUAGCUUUGUGGAGUGUAAUCGAUUAUUAAGGUGGUGCCCAAGUCCGGAUUGUAGCAGUGUUCUUCGAGUUCAGCACGUCGAAUCACGUCCAGUUACUUGUCGUUGCGGACAUACGUUCUGUUUUGCAUGUGGUAACAAUUGGCACGAGCCAGUUCGCUGCACACUUCUCCGGAAGUGGAUAAAAAAGUGUGACGAUGACUCUGAAACUUCCAAUUGGAUUGCAGCUAACACCAAGGAAUGCCCUAAAUGCAAAGCUACGAUUGAAAAAGAUGGAGGAUGCAAUCACAUGGUUUGCAAAAACUCUCAUUGUAAAACCGAAUUUUGCUGGGUUUGUCUCGGACCAUGGGAGCCUCAUGGAACAUCUUGGUACAAUUGCAAUCGUUACGACGAAGACGAAGCCCGAGCAGCUAGAGAUGCCCAAGAGCGUUCAAGGGCGGCGCUGCAGCGUUACCUCUUUUACUGCAAUCGCUACAUGAAUCACAUGCAGUCGCUUCGUCUGGAGCACAAGCAUUACGCCACCGUUAAGGAGAAGAUGGAGGAAAUGCAGCAGCACAACAUGUCAUGGAUUGAGGUACAAUUCUUGAAAAAGGCCGUUGACAUUCUGUGCCAAUGCCGACAGACUUUGAUGUACACCUACGUGUUCGCCUACUAUCUAAAGAAAAAUAAUCAGUCAGUCAUUUUUGAGGACAAUCAGAGAGAUUUGGAAACGGCAACUGAGAAGCUUUCUGAAUACCUUGAGCGCGACAUCACGCAAGAGAACCUCGUCGAUAUCAAACAGAAGGUCCAAGAUAAAUACAGAUACUGUGACAGCCGGAGAAGAGUAUUGGCUGAACACGUUUACGAGGGUUAUGACAAGGAGUGGUGGGAGUACAAUGACUAAUGCAAAUUGAACGAAAGGAGUGCGCCAACCCUUGUUGUGUCAAAAUUUCGGAACGCAACAAAAAGUCGGAAGAGGCACGAGCGAGUUCAUUUAGUCUCCUUUAGAAGAAGGAAAGAAUCAAGGUUGGAACGACAACUGCGUCAGCUUUCGUUCGUCUAGUUUGAAUACUUUGAAUUAACGCUCCUGUCUCGAAAAUUAUUUCAAAAUUUUUUUUCUAUCUCUCUUUGUAUGUGCGGAAUGCUCGUUUUGCACUCUGCUAUACAUUAAACAAUCGUUUAUCCCUCCCAAAUCUUUUUCGCCCUUUUUUGUUGUAUUGCUUUCAAUCCAUUAUUGUACAUGUACCCUUUUGCGGCGAAAUGGAUACAUUUAUAUCCGCGACUUUGCGGAACGAUA